Drosophila miranda is the source of this 1257-nucleotide messenger RNA. RefSeq names its product splicing factor 3B subunit 4 (gene Spx). NCBI's taxonomy places the organism in Eukaryota, Metazoa, Arthropoda, Insecta, Diptera, Drosophilidae. Gene Ontology annotation, molecular function: RNA binding. The transcript is spliced from 3 exons. Gene Ontology annotation, biological process: positive regulation of mRNA splicing, via spliceosome. Bases 103 to 1113 code for a protein of 336 amino acids. Gene Ontology annotation, cellular component: nucleolus; U12-type spliceosomal complex. The record is from RefSeq and is a predicted model, not a curated record.
UCGAUGUUUGUCCAGCUUUAGCUUGCAUCCCUAGCUUGAAAUUUUGCCAAAUAAAAAAAUCUGCAUUUAAAUAGUGUGUUUAUUAAAUAAAAUAGUACUAAAAUGGCAGCAGGCCCCAUUGCGGAACGUAAUCAAGAUGCCACAAUUUACGCCGGCGGUCUGGACGACAAGGUGUCCGAGUCCCUGCUGUGGGAGCUGUUUGUCCAGGCCGGACCCGUAGUAAACGUACACAUGCCAAAAGAUCGUGUCACACAAAUGCAUCAGGGCUAUGGAUUCGUGGAGUUCCUCAGCGAAGAAGAUGCCGACUAUGCAAUAAAGAUCAUGAACAUGAUUAAGCUUUAUGGCAAGCCCAUUAGAGUGAACAAGGCGUCGGCGCAUCAGAAGAACCUGGAUGUCGGCGCCAACAUCUUCAUUGGCAAUCUCGAUGUGGAGGUGGACGAAAAGCUGCUCUACGACACAUUCUCAGCCUUUGGCGUGAUCCUGCAGACUCCCAAGAUAAUGCGUGACCCGGAGACGGGGAAGUCCAAGAGUUUCGCCUUCAUCAACUUUGCCAGCUUCGAGGCCAGUGACGCCGCCAUGGACGCCAUGAACGGACAGUAUCUCUGCAAUCGCCCCAUUUCCGUCUCUUAUGCAUUCAAGAAGGACCACAAGGGCGAACGCCACGGCUCUGCGGCCGAGCGUCUGCUUGCCGCCCAGAAUCCCUCUGCCCAUGCCGAUCGUCCGCAUCAGCUGUUCGCCGAUGCGCCCGUGCAGAACAUGAUGACCGGUCAGAUGAUGCCGCCACCGAUGAUGGCGCCCCCACCGCCCGUGGUCCCCGUCUCGCAGAACAAUAUGGGCAUGAUAGCAACGCCGCCGCCAGUGCCGCAGCCCACACCGUUCCCAGCCACAAUACCGCCACCACCACUGCCCCCGAUGGCGGGCGGACAACCACCACUACCUCCGGCAUUGGGCAUUCCGCCGCCGCCGCGCAUGAUGCAGCCAAACUCGUGGGCCCCGCCGGGCAUGCCAGCGCCGCCACCGCGACCUCCGCCAACGAAUUGGCGCCCCCCACCCGGUGCCUUUGCUCCAGGCCCCUUCGCCCGGCCCUACCAACCCGAUGGCUAUCAGUACUAGUCCACCAAUCCCUGUGUAGCCCUUAGCCCCUGUAGUUAUAAAAUAUUUGAUGAACCAGACGAAAUACAUUUUCUAGGCUUUUACACACACGCGGAACCCAACGUGGACCCAUACGACCAUUGACUAGGAUUUGAAAAUGAAAAA